Molecule: messenger RNA, 867 nt
Organism: Ahaetulla prasina
Lineage: Eukaryota; Metazoa; Chordata; Lepidosauria; Squamata; Colubridae
Exons: 3
Biological process (GO): DNA integration
Molecular function (GO): nucleic acid binding
Source: RefSeq, a predicted model, not a curated record
CUGCUAUGGGGGGAUAGAGUGGUGAUCCCAGAGAAAUUAAGAAAAAGGGUGUUGGACCUCCUGCACGAGGGUCACCCAGGGAUCGUUCGGAUGAAGGGUCUAGCGAGAAGCUAUGUGUGGUGGCCCUUAAUGGACUCAGAAAUUGCUGAAAGGGUAGGGAAAUGCCAGGCCUGCCAAGAGUCCAGACCUCUACCCCCAACGGCCCCGGUUCGAGAAUGGGAAAGACCCCAAGGGCCCUGGUCAAGAAUCCACAUUGAUUUUGCCGGCCCCUUCCAUGGCCAAACCUUCCUGGUAGUAGUCGAUGCCUACUCCAAAUGGCUGGAAAUCAUUCUCAUGAGAUCCAUGACAGCCGAAGCCGUGAUCUCAGUCCUACGGCACCUAUUUGCAACACAUGGGUUGCCCGACACAUUGGUUUCCGAUAACGGCCCGCAAUUCACGGCAACACAGUUUGAGGAAUACUUGGCAGAGGAGGAUAUUUUCCUAGCCGUCCAACACCGAACCCCCUGUGCCACCACCGGCAGAAGCCCUGCCGAAUUACUAAUGGGCAGAAAACUCAGGUGCCCCCUAGACCGUUUAAAUCCCAACUAUACACCAGAGGGAUACAAGGGGGGACUCGAAAAGACAAGAGGGAUGGAUAUAGGCGACCGGGUAUGGGCACACAACUAUGGUGGGGGUCCGACCUGGGUAGCAGGAAAAAUUCUAAACAUAACAGGUCCCAAAUCAUACUUGGUAGAAUUAACGGAUGGCCGAGUAUGGAGGCGACAUAUAGACCAAUUGAGGAAACGUUUAGACGGACAACCCGAGUCAGACGAAAUAGGCCCUGACUAUUCCAUAAGACCUUACUUACAUGCAUCCCCAAUGGAAUGA